Balaenoptera acutorostrata (minke whale) is the source of this 2732-nucleotide messenger RNA. It is a transcript of the gene PIP4K2A, whose product is annotated as phosphatidylinositol-5-phosphate 4-kinase type 2 alpha. Gene Ontology annotation, molecular function: phosphatidylinositol kinase activity. The record is from RefSeq and is a predicted model, not a curated record. Gene Ontology annotation, biological process: phosphatidylinositol metabolic process. NCBI's taxonomy places the organism in Eukaryota, Metazoa, Chordata, Mammalia, Artiodactyla, Balaenopteridae. The transcript has 10 exons. Bases 289 to 1509 code for a protein of 406 amino acids.
CAACGCGGAAGCCGCUCGCUGCGCGCCCGGUCCAGCCGCGGGCUGAGCUCGGAGCCGCGGCGGGCGCGGGAAGCGGGCAGGGACGCGAGCCGAGCGCAGCCUCCCUCGCCAGCCGGGCAGAGCGGGCACCGCGGGCGGAGCGGGACGAGCGUGCCGGCAGGCGGAGCGGGGCACGGCGCUCCGGGGCCGCCGCCGGGGGGGAUGCAGCUGCCUCCCCGGGCCGGCGUGUAGAGAGGGCGGGUCCCCGGCCUCGGGAGCGCGGCGGUGGAGGGGACAGAGGCGGCGGCCAUGGCGACCCCCGGCAACCUGGGGUCCUCCGUCCUGGCGAGCAAGACCAAGACCAAGAAGAAGCACUUCGUAGCGCAGAAAGUGAAGCUCUUUCGGGCCAGCGAUCCGCUGCUCAGCGUCCUGAUGUGGGGGGUAAACCACUCGAUCAAUGAACUGAGCCAUGUUCAAAUCCCUGUUAUGUUGAUGCCAGAUGACUUCAAGGCCUAUUCAAAGAUAAAGGUGGACAAUCACCUUUUUAACAAAGAAAACAUGCCGAGCCACUUCAAGUUUAAGGAAUACUGCCCGAUGGUUUUCCGUAACCUGCGGGAGAGAUUUGGAAUCGAUGAUCAGGAUUUCCAGAAUUCCCUGACCAGGAGUGCACCCCUUCCCAACGACUCCCAAGCCCGCAGCGGAGCCCGGUUCCACAUGUCCUAUGACAAGAGGUACAUCAUCAAGACCAUCACGAGUGAAGAUGUGGCCGAAAUGCACAACAUCCUAAAGAAAUACCACCAGUAUAUAGUGGAAUGUCAUGGGAUCACCCUUCUUCCCCAGUUCCUGGGCAUGUACCGGCUUAAUGUUGAUGGAGUUGAAAUAUAUGUGAUUGUUACAAGAAAUGUGUUCAGCCACCGUUUAUCUGUAUAUAGGAAAUAUGACUUAAAGGGCUCUACAGUGGCUAGGGAAGCAAGUGACAAAGAAAAGGCCAAAGAACUGCCAACUUUAAAGGAUAAUGAUUUCAUUAACGAGGGUCAAAAGAUUUAUAUUGAUGACAAUAACAAAAAGGUAUUCCUGGAAAAACUGAAGAAGGAUGUCGAGUUUCUUGCCCAGCUGAAGCUCAUGGACUACAGCCUCCUGGUGGGCAUCCACGAUGUGGAGAGAGCCGAACAGGAAGAAGUGGAGUGUGAAGAGAAUGACGGAGAGGAGGAGGGGGAGAGCGACGGCACCCACCCUGUCGGAACCCCUCCCGACAGUCCUGGAAAUACGCUCAACAGCUCGCCGCCUUUGGCUCCGGGCGAGUUUGAUCCAAACAUUGAUGUUUAUGGAAUUAAAUGCCAUGAAAAUUCGCCUAGGAAAGAGGUGUACUUUAUGGCAAUUAUUGACAUUCUGACUCAUUAUGAUGCAAAAAAGAAAGCUGCCCACGCUGCAAAAACUGUUAAACACGGCGCUGGUGCGGAGAUCUCCACCGUGAACCCAGAACAGUAUUCCAAGCGCUUUUUGGACUUUAUUGGCCACAUCUUGACGUAACGUCCUGCAUGGCCGAAGACGGACGUGAGCGUGGGAAGGACAGAGGUGGCUUCGGCACAGGAAAAAUGAAAACCAAACUCAGUGAAGCACACCUCCUCGUUUACAUCUUCAGGCCAAGAUGACUGAUUUGGGGACUACUUGCUUUAACAGCUACCUGAUAUUUCCCAGCAUCACUCUAGCUAUUUCUGACUUCGGUGUGUAUGGGGGGGGGGGCGGGGGGGCGUGCGUGCGCACGCGCACGUGAGCAUCUUCAAAACUGAUUGAUUGGUUGAUGGAAACCGACUUCGGUCAGAGUGUGUUUGGGGCAGUAACCCUCUGAUUCCAGCUGUGGACGAAUGAAUGAAUGAAUGAAUGAGUGAGCACACGCAGGGGGAGGGGAGAAGGCAACGCAUGUCAGACCAACCAGGUUGGCACCACACGAUAAACUGUGGAUCAGUUUAUUUUUUGGAGUUGAAAGAUGUGAGACGGUAAUCGUAAUAAUAAUGUAGAUAAUAAUGAUGAUGAUAAUAAUAAUGAUGGUGAUUAAAAGGAAAAAGAACUUACUGCAGAUGUUACACUUCUACCACGCACGCUGACACUCCUUAAUAGUUGCACCCCGGGCGCUGGACGGAGGAGGCUGGCAUCUCCCGCGCAUCCUGGUUCAGGUGUCAGGACUCAACGGUGUCUGGGGACAAACGCCCCUCCUCCAGCAGGAAGCUGAUGCCCCUAGUGUCUCUCUCUGUACAUUUUCACCUCAGUAAAUAUGCCCAGGAAAAAUGCUUACUUCUCUUUUCUUGCCUGGAGCUUCUUCACUGACACACUCUUACGUUGCAAUAGAGUAAUUAAUGCUACAAAAUAAAAAUAAAGCUUACCUGAAAAGUGCAGUUUUGGGCAAUGGCAUCUACAUCUCCCAUGGUGGGAAGGUGAGCAAGGCAUUUAGAGCUCUCAAUUUUCCAGUUAAACAGUGGUAUUUUGUUAUGAAUUUGCCCUUAACUGAAACCCUCAAUAUUACUGUUUACAUUAUUAGGAAAACAGGGAUAUUUUUGAAUCUAAAAAUUUAAUGUACAGCAUGUGAUUUUUGAAGUUUACAUGUAAAGUCAUUUUACAGUGUAGGUGAAAUAAUGUUUGUCAUAUUUUGAAAUGUAUCCUGCAGUCACAUUUUAAUGGUAGGCGGUCUUUUACAGUAAAAGGAAAAAGGUUUUCCUCCGAUGCACAUUUAUCGACCUAAUGAUUUUUUUUUUUUU